AGCACCGAGGCCCGGCUAACUAACAAUGAAAAACAUCUUUAUGUGAUGUUAUAUCGGGCGUGUUCGGGUCAUUGAGUCAGAACAUAACGUAGAGUUUCUUCUCUCGGCCACUUCAGAGUGGAUCCAGUUUUUUAAGGAUGCUGGGAUCCCAGCCGGUCUUGCUGUAACUUAUGCGGUCUCAUUUGUGGACAACAGAAUUAACAAGAACAUGUUGAUGGACCUCAGUAAAGACAUCAUGAUAGACCUUGGCAUUACAGUCAUUGGUGACAUCAUUGCCAUCCUUAAACAUGCCAAGCAAGUCUACAGACAGGAUAUGUGCAAAAUGGCCACAGAAGCCAUCUCCUCAGGACAGACCAGCGUUAAAGCUGAGCUCAGAAGAACCGCCAAUACUCCUGCCACUCGUAUGAUUGCCAACGCUCUGAGCCAUGACUCCCCGCCAGCCACUCCAGCACGUCGACCUGACAACCGGCUCUCCGUCACGGUGUCCAAUAUGCAAGGCAAAGGCAGCAAAGCAGUUGUAAGUCAGCCAGCUGAUGAGGGGAACGGUGUGCAUGCAGUGAAGCGCAGACGAGUGACAGCUGAGAUGGAAGGCAAGUACAUCAUCAACAUGCCCAAAGGUACCACGCCUCGUACACGCCGCAUCCUUGCCCAGCAGGCCGAGAAAGGUGUGAAACGUACCUCUGUGUUCGCAAGACUUGGAGCUGAAUCAAAGGCAGACACAACAACAGGCUCUAACAAGCCCACUGGUGUGUUCAGUCGCCUGGAUAGAGGGAAUGAAGAACACAGGCUGGGCAAAAUGCCUGGAAACAUGGAGGUGGAAGAAGAGGACGAUAGUGACGGGGAAGGCUCCGUCCUCCAGUAUGCCGGUGUUCUCAAGAGAGCCCCUCCUUCCCAGAAGAAAGAGCCAGCUACGAAACCUGCUCCGACUACCCUGCGGCGCCUAGGAGGCAAAUUCAAGCUACCUCCCUCUGACACUCCCACCUCUUCUUCCUCCUCAUCUCCUUCUCCUAAUGGUCUCCCCCCUGUUAAGAUUAGUGUGCUUCAGAGACUAGGCAAGAUCCCUGCCACACACCCAAGCACAGCUGUGUCACCAACACCUGCUGACACGCAGGACAACAGGGUGACGAGCUCCCGGCCCAGAGCUCAGGAGAGACUGACCAUAGCGAGCCCUAAGGUGAGCAGCAGCACAUCGGCUGCAGGGGGGGAUGCUUGUGGGGCCCAGAUGGACGUCAGGGCUAUUAGUGUUUUUAAAAGACUGGGUAGCAAGAGAACCUAACAAACCCCUUCCCCUUAAAAAAACUCCUCAGACUCUUUCUAUCUACCUUUGUACAAUUUGUAUCACCACCUUUUUGCAUCUAUCCUUGCUAAGUGCAGGACUGCAGAUUGGAGAGUUCUUAUUUUAUUUUAUUUGUUUUUAGAUUCAUUUUGUUUUCAGCCUGAGUAUAUGGAACUUGAUGCUGCUUAGUCCUAGUCAAAAGUAGAUUUUUUUAAAUACUCUUUAGUCAUGCUGCCAUUAAAAAAUACACCUUUCAUAGUGUCCAACCCUUUAAUUUGAGAACUCAAAGUUCUGUACGUUAUGUUGCUUGACCCAAGAGCUGUUUUUCAUGUCUGAGUCAUGUCUGCCAUUUAUCUAUUUAGCUAUAAAUGUGAGCUUAAGGCAUGAGCAUGAUGUCAACCAAGCUGCCGUUUUUAACUUUUACCCUGUAAGGCUACACUUAAAAGAUGCUGCUUCUGCCUGAAAUUCCCUUUUAAAACAAAUUAAUGGAUAAAAAUGUUCCUAAUAAGAUGAAAUAUUUGGUCCUUUUGCAAGAAAGCUAAUUUUAAUGCUAAAUAAGAUGGACUUUUACCAAUCUCACAGAUUGAGCUGUACAACAGCUAUUAUACAAAGUAGGAAAGAGUGAACAAACCAUGAAUUAAAGUUUGUAAUUCACACUUUAGGCAAUUUAAGUUUAUUCAAGUGCAAAAAAAACAAAAAAAAAACAGACAUGGGGCAAUUAUCAAAUCCUCUUACUUAUUAGCUUCACCACUUCAUAAUUACCUCUUCUAUCAUGUUUAAAAAGUAGGAAAUAUGUAAAGGUGAAGAGGAAAGCCUUCUUUAUUUCAGUAUUUAAAAAGACAUUAAAAUAGUCACACAGAACAACCUCUGAACACUCAAGUGUCACAGCAAAGCACUGCACCUCAUCUUCUUCUGCGCUUUGUGGAGCAGAAGUUCACACCUCUAACUUCAAGACGUGCAUGUCAGCUUUUGUACCAUAACACUGAACAUUUUCUACAACCACCUACUUGAAGGCUGGAUCACGAGAAAAUUGUUUAUUUUGAAAUGCAAUGUUUAGAUUUGUUAGACUUGGUUUGGAACAGCACAGAACCUUUUCUGUUGCAUAUUUUUCUAUGUGGAUGUUCUUGUGUCAUGUAUUCCUGUAAAGCAACUCAGAGAUGCCAUCAGGCCUGGUGUCAGAGGUCUCAGUAGGUAGUUCACCUCCGCCCUGAGUGGGUCAUUAACACCUGUGUACUGUUUUGGUCUUUCAGAUUUCACACCAGAAUUUUAUUACACUGUAAAUAAGUGAGUGUUUAAAUCCACAAUAUGGAAUUUUUAUUGUUUUCAAGAAAAAAAUAGUGAAAAACCCACCAGGAAAUGUCAUGAAUUUUUAAAGAAAAAAAUGUUUGGAAAAAGUGUGCUUUGAAGAAAAUUAAAAGAUAAAGGGUCCAAACAUC
Molecule: messenger RNA, 2712 nt
Organism: Notolabrus celidotus (New Zealand spotty)
Lineage: Eukaryota; Metazoa; Chordata; Actinopteri; Labriformes; Labridae
Gene: c14h19orf47
Product: chromosome 14 C19orf47 homolog
Exons: 8
Coding region: 209-1276 (355 amino acids)
Cellular component (GO): nucleus
Source: RefSeq, a predicted model, not a curated record